AUGUCAUCAAUCGAGUCUUCAAGUAUCUCGACUGUUCAUUAUGCGAAACCAGUUGUCCACGCCAAACUUGGCGCUUCUAGUUCGUCGCCACGUUCUUCUUCGAAUCCAUCAACACCGAAUUCUGUCCGUUCUCCGAAUAUUCGUUAUCCGACUGUUGUCGUAAAAGAAACUGGAAAUACAUCACCAUCUUACGCAGUUCCAGUUCCAAAAAAAUUUCAAUACUCUACUUCACAUCUCCAAUAUGAGCACAUUCGGCAUAGAUGUAAAAUGCUGGAUGAAGAGAAUCAAAAGUUGAUGAAGAUGCAGUCUGAUGUGGUGAACGAUGCUAAUCGUAGAGUUCAGAUGCAUGUAAAUGAAAUCAGAAUGCUCAAAGAUGAGAAUAAAAAGAUGCAGUUAAGUAAUAAGGAACUUCGCGACUUGUGUUGUUUCCUUGAUGAUGAUCGUCAGAAAACACGUCGACUCGCCCGAGAAUGGCAAAAGUUCGGCCGUUAUACUAGCAAUUUGAUGAAACAGGAGAUACAGUCAUAUCAUCAGAAGCUGUCAAAUCUUGAAGAAAAGCUGACAUCCAAAGAGCGCGAAGUCGACGAACUGAGGCAACUGUGCAUGUACCUCGAUGAGCAGCGCCAAUGUCUCAUGGGAAGUGUGAAUCCAAACAAUCAUAGUAUCCGAAGUGAUGACGAAAGCGAAGAUCUCGGUUGCGGAAGUAGUGAGCAAAGCGGAGGUUCGAACGAUGACAAGGAAUACUGUUUCAAUCAACAUAAGGAAUCAACACUUCGUCGUAUAACGGAACAGAUGGCCACUUCGAUGGAUUCGACAAUUUGCGAUGAGGAACGUCGCGAAGCUUCGAAACGCGAGAGAUCUCGCUUGCUCGGAUACAUUCAAUCAUUGGAAAAUCGAAUUAAGCAUUUGGAAAUGUCGCAGAAUCAUGAAAGUUUUUGGAACUCUAGUUCAAAUAUGGGAUCAGAUUGUGACGAGAAAACGAUUAUUGAAAGAAGUUGGGAUGUUGAAAAUACUGAGCCAAAAAACAACGGAGCUACUACUGAAAAGAGUAUGAAUAUGAUGAUGUCAAUGACAUCUUCUGGAUGCACUACUUAUGCAAGCUCGGGGACCGACGCUGAUAGCGUAUUCGUAAUGGGAGACGAAAUUGACAUUGGUAAUCUCGAAGUUCGUACUUUAUCACGUAUUGACGAAGAAGCUGAAAAAAUGGCGCAGUCGACGAUUGAAGAGAGUGCACGAAUGCCGCCCAAAAUUGCACCGCCUGUCUGCUCGAGCUUGCUUUCUGUGGCAAAUUUCGAUGAACCGCCAACAUCGAUUGCAUUGAUGAGAUCGGCAUCAGAGUCGUGUCACACUUCACAGACAACAGUUUUGAACGUGAAAGGGGGCCCGCGCUGCAUUUCAAUCGAAAAGUCGAAUCCAAUAACCUGUGAAAACACUAAUGAAUAA
This is a messenger RNA of Caenorhabditis bovis, 1443 nucleotides long. Lineage: Eukaryota; Metazoa; Nematoda; Chromadorea; Rhabditida; Rhabditidae. The record is from the annotation of a GenBank genome assembly.